UGUCAGUCUCCUGGGAGGUGCCCAGUCGUUGCCGUUGCCUGUCUGCCCAACUGGAGAUGGCUUGUGCCCACCCUGGGAUGGAGCUCAGCACCUGAGGUCCUUACCAUGGUGAUGAUCCUAAGUAAAAACCUCAACAACCAGGGAGCUGACUCCAUAGCAUACAGGACCUUCAACACUGAACUGCACACGCCAGAGAAGAUGAGUCAAGGACCUACACUUUUCUCUUGUGGCAUUAUGGAAAAUGACAGAUGGCGAGACCUGGACAGGAAAUGCCCUCUUCAGAUUGACCAGCCAAGUGCCAGCAUCUGGGAGUGCCUGCCUGAGAAGUGUCAGGAUGGCUCACUGUGGCACCAGGAGGCGGUGACCACCUGCGCCGUGACCAGCCUGAUCAAAGACCUCAGCAUCAGUGACCACAAUGGGAACCCUUCAGCACCCCCCAGCAAGCGCCAGUGCCGGUCACUGUCCUUCUCUGAUGAGAUGUCCAGCUGCCGGACAUCAUGGAGGCCCUUGGGAUCCAAAGUCUGGACUCCUGUGGAAAAGAGACGAUGCUAUAGCGGGGGCAGUGUCCAGCGCUAUUCCAAUGGCAUCAGCACCAUGCAGAGGAGCUCCAGCUUCAGCCUCCCUUCCCGGGCCAACAUGCUCUCCUCACCCUGCGACCAGGGAGUACUCCACCACCAAUUUAGGGGGCAGUCCUGUCAAGGGGCACCAGGCUUGACUCCCUAUGGACAAGUGGGUGAUACCUGGAGCCCCGACCCACACCCCAUGGGAGGGGGCCGGCUGGACUUGCAACGGUCCCUCUCCUGCUCGCACGAGCAGUUUUCCUUUGUGGAAUACUGUCCACCCUCAGCCAACAGCACACCUGCCUCAACACCAGAGCUGGCAAGACGCUCCAGUGGGCUUGCCCGCAGUCGCUCCCAGCCAUGUGUCCUGAAUGACAAGAAGGUUGGUGUUAAACGGCGGCGCCCCGAAGAAGUCCAGGAGCAGAGGCCUUCCCUAGACCUUGCCAAGAUGGCACAGAACUGUCAGACCUUCAGCAGCCUCAGCUGCCUGAGCAUGGGGAUGGAAGACUGCAGCCCCCAGAGCCCCUUCGCCCUCCAUGUCAGCAGCACCAGGUCCUGGACCACCUUGCUGUCGGCCUCCAGCCCAGGGGGCAGGACUCCCGCUGGGACCCCUAUCCCCGAGCCUCUUCCCCCCUCCUUCGACGACCGCCUCGCCUGCCAGGAGGACCUGUCGUGUGAGGAGUCAGAUGGCUGCACCCUGGACGAGUACUGCAGCAGGAGAGGGGAGCUGGCCACAGCCUGGCGGGACCACAGAGCUGCCGGGAACAGCCUCUGCUCCCUGGAUGGCGAGUUGGACAUUGAACAGAUAGAGAAGAACUGAGGGGGCCGUCCGUGGAUGCCAGUCAGGGAUGGGGGUGCAUUAGAGUCAACCAGUCUCCCUCUGGGCACUAGGUGGCCACUCGAAGUGGGAGCCUAACUCCUGGGCCUGAUGAAAGCUUCCUGAGAGGCGUUGGGUCCCAGAGGGAGCCCACCCACCUCCCAGGGAGAGGCUGUCCAGCCCGCAGUGACUGGCUCUGUGACAGCUGGCCUGGCCAUGCCACGCAGUGCAGUAUAUCAGCCUCUUACCAGUGACUUGAGAAGGUCGGCCACCAGGUCCACGGAACUACUGUAGCCUACAGAGCAGCUUUUUGGUUUGGGUCUUCUCCACCUUUCUCCUUGUGGGUUGUUGGGCAGUCUCUGUCAUUUCCCCCGCAAAGCUGGGCACCACUUUGCAUCCCCUGGGUGGGGAUUGUCAGGGAGGGCCUGGGCUCAGGGCUGGGGCCAGGGUCCACAUGGCUUUGUCAGGGCCCUUUUUGGCCUCGCUCAGGUUCAGUUUUGGGGAGUUGGCCCCACAGCUUCUUUCAC
Molecule: messenger RNA, 1904 nt
Organism: Galeopterus variegatus (Sunda flying lemur)
Lineage: Eukaryota; Metazoa; Chordata; Mammalia; Dermoptera; Cynocephalidae
Gene: FAM53B
Product: family with sequence similarity 53, member B
Exons: 5
Biological process (GO): positive regulation of canonical Wnt signaling pathway; protein import into nucleus
Cellular component (GO): nucleus
Source: RefSeq, a predicted model, not a curated record